Astrephomene gubernaculifera is the source of this 1363-nucleotide messenger RNA. Lineage: Eukaryota; Viridiplantae; Chlorophyta; Chlorophyceae; Chlamydomonadales; Astrephomenaceae. The record is from the annotation of a GenBank genome assembly.
CUCUAUGGUGCUCACAUAUAUCUUAGUAGGAACCUCUUCAAGGUAUAUAGCAGGGUAACUAACGACUUUACUUUGCAUUUUUUAUCAACUAGGCUGCGUUUGCCGCAUAUAGAGAGGCCUCCUUAACACCCUUGCUGCUUUUGAGAUAGAAAUACGCUUGCAUGUCGUUAGUUAUAGGAGGUCUUCGCAGCCGAUGGUCGGCGCUGAUAGGAUUGCCACUGCGUGCCCCGCUGCCGCCAGCUGGGGCAAAGAAAGGCUCGAAAGAUAAAGGUCCCCGCAAGGUUGGCGAGCUGUCAUGUGAGGUGGUCACCGGAUGCGGGCUGAUGAAGAACGAGGCGGACCCGCCCAUCAAGCCUGACAGCGAGUACCCGGAAUGGCUCUUCAAGCUGCUUGAACCCAGGCCGACCAUCAAGGAGCUCGAGAAGGCGUACCAGGAGGGCGGCCUAACCAUUCCGGAGCUACGUCGACUGUGGCGGCUGAAGAACAAGGCGCGCAUCAAGGAGUCCAACUUCCUGAAGGCCAAGUGAUGAGGGGUGGACAGGCGAUGAUGAUGAUGAUGAUGAGGAGGAGGAGGAGGUUGUCGCUCUGCAUUGUGCAUCAAUAGCGCUAGGAGGCAUGGAGGAGGGGCCCUGGCGGUUGCAAUUGGAGGCGGGCGUGAGGGGGGAUUUAAGGGGAGGGAAGGGAUUGUGUGAUGGGUGUUUCGGUGGUGGACGGGCAGAUGGAUGGCUGGCCUAGCAGGGAGUAUAGCUUGGGGCCGUGAGACCGCAACCGGACUACGUACAUGGUGCUAACACGUGAAGGAGCUGGCUUAAAAGGGCUUCUAUUAUUCGAAUCCGUAUCUCCGUGUAUGGGAGCCUAGGCUUUAGGUGCUACGCGUGCUGUGGACAAGCGCUUGCUUGGUGGUCGUGGGUUCACGAGGAGCGGACGUUGCGGUCGCUUUUAGCCUACGAAGCGUUGGAAGACUGCGGCCCGUUCCUGCGGUGCCUGGGUUGGUGCCUGCAUGGGCGUAUGGCAGCGGGGCUGAGGGGCUUGCAGCCGGACUGUCACGUGCGUCUCAUGUUUCAGGUCGGCAAACAGGAUCAUGUGCGUCUGCCUUUACGCUAUGGGCUAUGUCCCCGGAAGUACGGACUCGAGCGCCGGGAAUGUCGGGAGGCGAGCACCUGCCUUGUACGACAGUUGGUUUGGUGAGGCAAGUAGUGAUAAGCGAGCGUUGGAUUCUGUAGUACGCAAGGCCGCCUGCUCCGGAAUCCCGUUAUGGUCAGCUGGGUUAGGCUCGGGCCCGCGAACCAUACACAGCUGAACUGCAUGCGUGCGUAGGAGGUGACCUUACCAACCUCGCGACUGUAAUCCACUCUAAAGUGGC